AUGGAUGUGACCAAAACCCAGCAAAUAUCAUCUCGUCCGAUCGAGAAGGUGAUAGUCCAUCCUUUAGUUCUUCUUAGCAUCGUCGACAACUACAACCGCGUCGCUAAAGACUCCCGCAAGCGCGUCGUUGGGGUCCUUCUUGGCACCUCCUUCAAAGGCACCGUUGAUGUCACCAACAGCUACGCAGGGCGAGUAUAUACAAGCUCAUAUUGGUCGACUAUUAGUACACUUGCAAAUGAGGUCACCGGGAAACUCACAGCUUUGAAGGGUUUGGAUGCUAGGUUACAAGAGAUACGCGCUUACCUUGAUCUUGUUAUUGAUGAGAAGAUUCCUUUGAAUCACGAGAUACUUUACCAUUUACAGGAUGUGUUCAACUUGCUGCCAAACCUAAAUGUGACCCAUAUUCUCCGUUAUAAUGCAGUAAAAAGAAAUGAUAUGAUGUUGGUUAUAUAUCUGUCGUCUCUCAUUCGAAGUGUAAUUGUACUCCAUAACUUGAUCAAUAAUCAGAUGCUAAACAAAGAACACGAGAAAGCCCAGCGACUGUCCAAGCUGCCAGUUGAAGCCGAAUAUCAUCUUGGGUUCCAGCCAAUGACAAUAGCUCGAGCAUGUGGUGCUACUGAAUUUCAUAGAUCCCACAUUCCUGUCCAUGACAAAGCUUCCAAUCUCAGCAGGGCUCAAACAGGAGCUAACGAACUGUUGACCAAACCCAUGCUAGGAACUGUCAAGAUUAAUAUCGAUGGGUUCUUUAUUUCUGCAACUGGCGAAGCAGCUAUAGGAGUGGUAGCGAUAAACUAUCAUGGAAUGAUUAAUUGUGGGGUAGCGAAGAAGUUGGAUGGUACGCAUACGGAUGAAUCGGUGGAGGUGGUCGGUUCCACGGAGGAUAUUCGUCUUGCAAUCGAGAAUGGGUGA
Hibiscus syriacus is the source of this 909-nucleotide messenger RNA. Its product is annotated as 26S proteasome non-ATPase regulatory subunit 7 homolog A-like. Gene Ontology annotation, cellular component: proteasome complex. The coding region runs from base 1 to 909 and encodes 302 amino acids. The record is from RefSeq and is a predicted model, not a curated record. Gene Ontology annotation, biological process: proteasome-mediated ubiquitin-dependent protein catabolic process. Gene Ontology annotation, molecular function: protein binding; metallopeptidase activity. Lineage: Eukaryota; Viridiplantae; Streptophyta; Magnoliopsida; Malvales; Malvaceae. The transcript has 7 exons.